ACAUCUUGAAUAAUAUUUAGAGGGAUAGUUAAACAAUUUAUCAUCAGUCUAUAAAUGAUGGAAAACAAUAAUUUUGAACAGUUUUUAAGUAAAUAUGAGCAAGAAUUGAGGAAAACAGAAGAAGUUGAUUAUUCGUUAUUAAAAGUGUUUUUUGGGAUGAUUAUCCUUCUUCCAUUACUCGUUUUUAUUAUACUAACAAUUGCUAUUCAUAUUGAUAGCAUUAGUUUAUGUUCAUCAUUAUUUAGGAAACAUGAAGAAGGUAUAGAAUUAGAUGAUUCCAGAUAUACUCCUUCUAGAAUUGUACCUAAAUGCAAUAAACGUCUUAAAAUGGUUGAUUUUAGUACUAUAAUUGAAGAACGAACUUAUCACGGUGAAGACCCGAUCAAUAUCAGUUCUAUAUCUAGAAUAACAUCUAUAGGCCAAGAAAAGUUUCCUACUGUCGGAUGCAGACGACUUUCAGAAUCUGCCGAAGAAUCUCCAUGUGCCUCUACACCUGUUGAAAGUAGAUAUAGAGCUGAACGAUUAAAUUCAACUUAUCAAGAUUUAACCGGUAUUAAAGUCGACAAUAACUAUAAUGAAGUUUUCUCCAGAAGAAGAAGCGAAUUUUCAGUUAACAGCCAUCUUUCUUACGAUACUGAAUGUUAAUUAAUAUUGUGCUUCUUUUCAAAAGUAUUUAUUUUUCCAGUGUUUUUUCAUUCUCUUUCAAUCUUCGAGUUUCUCUUUUUUUGGGAACUUUUAAUAUUCGUUUCCUUUUUAUCCCAAAUUAAUUUUCUAUCUUUUAUUAAUAAAAUAAAAAUAAAACAAAAAGGACAAACAAAAAAAUCAGCCACAAUAAUUCAUAUACUGUACAUAUAAACUUCAUAGAGGAAAUAGAACUUUAAACUUUUA
This is a messenger RNA of Dimorphilus gyrociliatus, 888 nucleotides long. The record is from the annotation of a GenBank genome assembly. Lineage: Eukaryota; Metazoa; Annelida; Polychaeta; Dinophilidae.